UACAGCAGGACUGUUCACCACAGUACAUCAGGUUUUCGGUUCAGUUACUCUUGAACAGACAAGGACUAAAAGCAUCAUGGCUUUUGCAUGCAACCCAUAUGUAAACCUCUACAAUGUUGGCCGUUUCCCAGUACUGAUGGAGGAUGGCUGCUGCAAGAAACCAAGCUGCUGCAAGAAACCAAGCUGCUGCAAACCGGCUUACCCCAACCCUUGUGUUAGCCCAUGCGCUAUUCCUUACGCUUACUCUUAUGCUUACCCUUAUGUUAACCCAUGCGUAAGCCCAUGUGCUACUCCAUAUGCCACUGCAUACGCUACUCCAUGUGCUACUCCAUGUGUUAGUCCUUGCAAAAUUCCAUGUGCUAGUCCUUGCAAAACUCCAUGUGCUAGUCCUUGCAAAACUCCAUGUGCUAGUCCUUGCAAAAUUCCAUGUGCUACUCCUUGCGCUACUCCAUGUGCUACUCCUGCUCCAUGUGUUACUACUUGCGCUACGCCAUGCGCCACUCCAUGCGCUAAUCCUUGCGGCUUUGUCGCUACAACCAGUGAAUAUGAGAGAAAGGAAGUCGUCGUCAAGGAACACGUGGACGAUUGCACGGGCACGCGAGUCUGUGAAGUCGAGAAUUCUCUCCUCCGGGUGUCUAAAGUCGACCUGCUCAAAUGCAGGACUGGACUGAAUCGUCUGGAGCAUCACACAAAUUAUUUCUUUGAGGACCAUCUCAUCGUCCGCAGAGGACAGUGCUUCAACAUGUGGGUUGAUCUGUGCCGUCCUUUCAAUCGCAGUUGUGACAAGCUUCACCUGGAACUCAAACUAGGUCAAAUUCCAUCCAUCCGGGACGGCACUUAUGUGAUGGUUCCAAUAGUGGAUGAAUUCAAGAAAGACUGCUGGGGGGCAAAGAUUGUGGAAACAGCACAAAACCGAAUCAAACUGUGUGUGAACUCCAUUCCGACUGCUUGCGUUGGACGAUACCAGUUCAGUGUCGUGACUCACUGUGCAGGAGGCAGAUUCGCUUUACCUUAUGUUCCUGAAAAUGACAUUUACAUGCUGUUCAACCCCUGGUGUAAAGAUGAUUGUGUGUACCUGAGUGAUGAGGCAGAGAGAGCUGAGUAUGUGUUGAGUAACAUGGGCAAGAUCUACUAUGGAACUAAGCAGCAGAUUGGCUGCAGAAAUUGGAACUUUGGUCUAUGUGAAGAGGGAGUCUUGCCUGCAUGUAUGCAUGUGUUGGAGAAGAGCUGUACCCCUUGCUCAGGAUGGGGAAGCCCAGUUGUCAUUUCCAGAGUGUUGUCUGACAUGGUUAUUGCCAAAAAAGACUGUGGUGUGCUGGUAGGUAACUGGUCAAGCUGCUAUGGAGAUGGAAUUGCUCCUACAUCCUGGUGCAGCAGCAGUUCCAUCCUAAAACAAUGGCACAAAUGUGGAGGAGUACCUGUCAAAUAUGGCCAGAGCUUGGCCUUUGCUGGAGUCACCAACACACUGUUGAGGUGUUUGGGUAUUCCUGUUCGUCCAGUCUCAAACUUCUGUUCUGCUCAUGACACUGAUGUUAGUUUGACAACUGACAUCUAUUUGGAUGAGAACUUUCAGCUGAUCGAUCACAUGAACCGUGAUGCAAUCUGGAACUACCACGUGUGGAAUGAGGCCUGGAUGAAUCGGUCAGACCUGCCCACUGGUUUUGGAGGUUGGCAAGUGAUUGAUUCCACUCCUCAACUGACCAGCCAGGGCUUUUUCCGCUGCGGCCCCACCUCUGUUGCUGCGAUCCGCAGUGGGCAAAUCUUCCUGAAGCAUGAUGUGGCCUCCCUUUUCACCGAAGUGAACAGUGAUAGAGUUUAUUGGCAGAGGAAAUGUGAUGGGACAUUUGGUGUUGUUCACGUUGAGAAGAAUGUAGUAGGUCACUGCAUCAGUACCAAGGCUGUCGGCUCAGAUCAGCGUAUAGACAUCACAAACCUCUACAAACACCCAUGUGGUUCUACUGAGAUGUGCACUGCUUAUGAAACAGCAUGUCGUCAUGGCUUGAAGAGAUGCGCAUACCCAUUGCCCUGCGCUGAGGAUGUUGUCUGUGAUAUCAGCCUGAAAGGGGACGGACCAUGUGUGGGCAGGGAUGCCGUGCUUUGCAUCAAUCUUAGAAACAAAUGCAGCUCACCUCGUACCGUCACCUUCUACAGCCAGGCUGCGGCCAUGUUCUACACCGGAGUCAGGAAGACCUUCCUCAGGAGAGACCAGACAUGCAUUGAGCUCAAGCCCUCUGAAUGCAGACCUCUGGACUGGACCCUGACUUAUGAUGAAUAUAAAGAGCACCUGGUGGAUCACGCCUCACUGAUGCUCAACCUCUUUGGACAUGUGACUCAGACUAAGCAGGUUGUGGCCACCCAGUACGGCUUCAGACUGCGCACACCAGAUCUUGUUCUCGCUCCUGCCUGUGAUGCCAUUGUGGGUCAAGAAGUGCCAGUCAAAAUCACUUUCCAGAAUCCACUGCCUUGUGUCCUGAAGAACAGUGUAUUUCGCUUUACGGGAUUGGGACUGCAGCAAGCCAGAAUUGUCAACUAUGGUGACAUUGCAGGACACGGCUCAGUGUGCCUGAAUGAGAAGUUUAUUCCCAGGUGUCAUGGCCCACAGAAACUUCUGGCAUCAUUCGAUUGUCCUCAGCUCACUCAGGUGCAUGGAUUCGCCGACGUUGUUGUCAAACAGCACUGCUAAUCCAAUAAAAUAACCAAAAUGGAGGAAAUGUCACUGUGCUCAUUCAGUGCUUACAGUGAAUUGAUUUGCAGAAAUAGAUAAUGGCUUAACCUACAAGCUGUAAACCUUAACUUUCUCACAGUCCAUUUAAUUAUGACGCAGGCCAACUGCAAUCAUGCUUUAUGCAAGACACUUUUGUCUUUCCAACUUUUUGAUUUUUCAGGAGUUUAAAUUGGCAUUUAUGAGUUUGAGAGAUUGCAAAUGUCAUUCUAAAUAAUCAUUAACCAUAACGAUUUUUUUCUUUCUAUUAAUUUUUCUUUGUUUUCCUCAUUUGAAAACUCAUGUAAUUGUUUCAUGGUGUUGGUUACUCUGUCCUGUGU
Molecule: messenger RNA, 3042 nt
Organism: Labeo rohita (rohu)
Lineage: Eukaryota; Metazoa; Chordata; Actinopteri; Cypriniformes; Cyprinidae
Product: protein-glutamine gamma-glutamyltransferase K-like
Exons: 14
Coding region: 77-2683 (868 amino acids)
Biological process (GO): peptide cross-linking
Molecular function (GO): protein-glutamine gamma-glutamyltransferase activity
Source: RefSeq, a predicted model, not a curated record